This is a messenger RNA of Photinus pyralis (common eastern firefly), 1400 nucleotides long. Its product is annotated as N-acetyl-D-glucosamine kinase-like. The record is from RefSeq and is a predicted model, not a curated record. Lineage: Eukaryota; Metazoa; Arthropoda; Insecta; Coleoptera; Lampyridae. Bases 254 to 1273 code for a protein of 339 amino acids. The transcript is spliced from 4 exons. Gene Ontology annotation, molecular function: N-acetylglucosamine kinase activity.
CAAAUUGCAGCGAAGUCGAUGACGUUAAAAUGGGUGCGAAUAUUCGGAUUUUAGUUCGAGUGAAUUCGCCUUAUCAAAAAGAUAUUCUAAUUGAACGCGGAAUUGUUUGUUGUAUACCGCUCGCAGUUCCUAUUCGACAGUCAUUCAACUUACGUUCGAUGCGGAUGCGUACGAUGUGUAUGCUUUUAUAAAUCCGCCGUGGCAAAAAUAGCAUGUGAUAUUUCGCACCUUUGAUUUACCUAGUUCUUGUAAAAUGGUCAAUAUCGUAAUUGGAGGAGUUGAAGGGGGCGCAACUCAUACAACGGUAAUCCUGUUUGAUUCCCGCGGGAGCAUAUUGUCAAAAGCGAAAGGACCCGGAACAAACCAUUUUCUAUUAGGAAUGAAAGAGUGCAGGAGAAGGAUAGCAGAAUUAGUCAAUGAGGCUAAACGAGAAGCUGGACUACCGGACGACGUCCCUUUGGCAGCUCUUGGGCUCGCGUUAAGCGGCUGUGAGCAGGAGGAAACAAACCAAGAGUUGGUUAGGGGGUUCUUGGAGACAUUUCCCUGUCUAAGCGAACGGUAUGCGAUCGGAAGCGAUACGGACGGAUCUGUUGCGUGCAUAUCGAACAAGGGUGGAAUUACAUGCAUUGCGGGUACCGGCUCGAAUACAAUUUUAAUCAAUCCAGACGGAUCAAAGGUCCAGUGUGGGGGUUGGGGGCACAUACUGGGCGAUGCUGGAAGCGCGUAUGGAAUGGCUUUGGAGGCAGUCAAGUGCUAUUUCGAAGACAACGACCAAUUUAAAAAGGCGCCAUAUUCCACCGACGUAAUCUGGAGAACAAUACAAGAGCACUUCGGAGUAACCUCCCAUUUAGAUUUGUUACCUCAUUUUUAUACGAAUUUUAAAAAAGACCACAUCGCCGGUCUUUCCAAAAAGUUAUCCGUGUGCGCGGGUGAAGGUGACGAACUUUGUAAACAUAUAUUUAAAACGGCGGGACGCGACUUGGCGCGCUGUAUUGCGGUCGUAAUAGCGAAAGCGUCGGACGAAUUAAUUAAUCGAGAGCACGGUUUGCAGGUGCUUUGCGUCGGAUCUGUUUGGCUGAGUUGGGAUCUGCUGAAGGAGGGUUUUAUACCAAUUAUAGAAGAGCAAACCGACGUUAGGCAAUUAUCUUUGGUCAAAUUGACCACAACUAUGGCCGUUGGGGCUGCCUACAUGGCGGCCGAUCGGUUGGACAUUCAACUACCUAGAGAUUAUAAUCAAAACUAUGAAGAAUUUUAUCGAUUUGUGAGAAAAUAGUAAUAGAUCUUUAUACGUAAAUAUUUUAUCACUAAGUGAUAGCACCUUGAAAAUUUAACUCACAUUGUGGUUUGUUCAUUUUGUACAAUGGGCCCAUUUAGUAAAAAUACCGCCGUUUUAAAAAUAA